Messenger RNA from Alternaria alternata, 1176 nucleotides. RefSeq lists its product as hypothetical. The coding region runs from base 1 to 1176 and encodes 391 amino acids. The transcript is spliced from 4 exons. Lineage: Eukaryota; Fungi; Ascomycota; Dothideomycetes; Pleosporales; Pleosporaceae. The record is from RefSeq and is a predicted model, not a curated record.
AUGGAUUUAGCACAUCAACCCUCACCAACAUUCCUGGCCGAAAAUCGAGGUCCAACUAUCCAAGCGACGGCCUGUCUAUUGAUCAUCUUUUGCACUACGUUCGUUGCUUUGCGCUACUAUUCUCGCCAUCUCACAAGCACUGCUUUCAAUAUUGAAGAUGUUCUCAUACCCUUUGCCUGGUUGGCUGAGGUAGGUUUGUGCAUCGUCGGUAUUGUGAUGGUAGAGAAAGCCAGCACAGGUCGGCACAUAGCCUAUAUUCUUUCCACGGAUCCGGCGAAGAUACGUGAGCACUUCAAAGGUAUUAUGAUACAAGAAGUCCUACAUCCAGCAGCUGUUGCAUUCCCGAAACUCGUAGUGGUACUGCUCUACUUACACAUCCUCACCAACAAGUAUGAGCGCAUGGUAGCUAAGGCGCUGGUUUUUCUUGUCUUCGCCACUUGGAUCUCUUUCACGGUAGCUGUUAUGUUCCAAUGCAUGCCUUUCGCUUUCAACUGGGACAAAAGCGAUCCGAAUGGACGAUGCUUCAACGUUCAGGUCUUCGCAAACAGCUCAAGCGUACCUAAUAUUGUUACUGACCUAGCUGUUCUCAUACUGCCCCUGAGAACAGUGUGGUGUUUGAAGAUCAGUAUUGGGAGAAGAAUUGGGUUAUUACUCAUAUUUCUUACUGGUAGCGUCGGCAUAAUCGCCUCUAUAGUCCGCACAGUGGUGUUCGCCCGAACCCUUGCAGAAGCUGGACCUCUUACAGAUGUGACAUGGAACCAUGUCUCUCUCACGAACUGGACGAUGAUAGAACCUGGAAUGUACCUUCUUAGCGCUUGUGCUCUCUCUUUCAAACCACUCCUCCGCUCGUUUGCCAAAGCCCUACACCUCCAAGGUUUCAUUACGCACACAAAAUCUACUGUUGGUGGAACAAAGAGUCAUGUCAAGAAGACAUUCACAUCGACCCAGACGCAGUCCGAGGUUUUCGAACUGGGACACAUGAGGAACGUUUCCGAGUUUGGCAAAUUCCACCGAUUAAGCGACGACAUAAAGAGUACCAGUACUGAAGGGAAUGCUGAAAGAAAGAUUGAAGUGACUGUAACGAAAACCAUUGAGCUGGAGUCGGAAAGGAGAGUCGACGAUGAGCGUUGGAGUCACCAUAGUUUUGCGAGCGACCAGUUUGGGAGGGCGGUGUGA